AUGCUCAUCGACGACUUAUGGAAUAAGCCUGCUUUUAUUCUUGACCUUCUACUUUCCGAAAUGGAGAAACCAGAGGUCGAAAGACUCGAGUGGUUAUUCUGGGUUGACCGCGAUACCAUUAUCCUCGAUACUUGCCGAUCGCCUCUCGGUUUUCUGCCAAUUCCGAUGCAACAGAUCAAUGGAUCCGAUACCCAGCGGGAUCCCGCAGAGAACAUAAACUUGCUCGCGACAAAGGACUGGAAUGGUCUCAACAACGGUGUCUUUCUCAUGCGAGUCAACCGAUGGAGCGUUGACCUUUUCUCAGCGAUUCUCGCACUCCGUCAUUACCGGCCUGAUGCCGAUUUACCCUUUACCGAGCAGAGUGCCAUGGAAAUAUUGCUGAACGAGGCCCCUUUCAACAAGAAUGUGAUAUGGGUACCCCAAUGGUGGUUCAAUGCCUACGGGCGGGGCAAAGACAAGGAAGACUUCAAGCCGCUAACGACGGACCCAAAUUCUCAGCUGUACCAUGCAAGGCGGGGAGACUUCCUGGUUCACUUCGCAGGAACCGGAUCCCGAGACCAGGCCAUGGCACCGUGGCUGGACCAUGCCGAGAACGCGACAUUAGGUUGGGCUCUUGAAACCAAGGAGAGAGAUUUAGAUUCGGAGACGACUUUUUUUGCUGCAUUUUUUCUUCGUGAAUCUUUAUUUUCCCGGCUGCCUGCGACGCAAUCAACGGCCAUGCCCGGCUCGGAACCCAUCGAAGGCCUGAAGAAACGUAUGACGUUCAAAGACACGCUUUUGAAGGUCACGCGCCGCAAAAAGAAGAACCAAGACGACAAUCAACGGGCUUCGACUCAAUCUACGACAUCCACCGCGACAAAUGCUUCCGAAUCUUCAGCCGCGUCUGCGGCAGCCACGGCAAACCUUGUGAUCCCGGCAUCAGACACGCCGGCAUUCGCUACCCUCCCACCGACGCGUGAAAAGUACUGCACGCUUCGCCUGAGCGAUGACUUAGCCAUCUCCAUCGGUGAUGCUUUUGAUCCCAACCCCAAGGCCACCCUUGAUGACGCCCCACGCUUCGAAUAUGGACUCAUCCGUUGGCCCAAAUUCAUCCGACUGCUCCUCGUCUUUCCCGCCAUCAUCCCUGAAGAGCCUCUUGAAACCCUUGUGUUUCACGCCGACUUGCACGAGGUGCCAUUUCAAAUGCUCAAGUAUGAGGCCGGAGACCUGUUGCGCACGAUGCAUCUCAAUGGGAUGCAGACAACUGUCCACCAGGGCCUCUACGACGCAUUGCUGGCCGUGCGCGACCGCUCCAAAAGGCGCAACUUUACUGUUCUUUGGGUCGACGAGGUUUGCGUCAAUCAGGCUGAUCCGGUGGAGCGCGACGCCCACGCACGUCUCAAACGUGACAUUGUCGCCGCCUGCACGGGCAAGACAGCGGUCGACUCUGCUCUGAACGCCAAUUUCAAACGCGGGCGCGCUGAUCGCCGAUCCCUCGAGGUUGACGGCGCCGAAUCGUGUCGCCAAUCCACUGGCCAGCCUGCCCGCCAGACGCGACGUCAUUUGUCGAAUGCUUCGGAGCUGUCCGGAACCACAGCGGCAGACCCUUUGUCGCGCGCCCAUUCGCGCGCUCAGUCUGUGGGUGCGUCCUCCGUGAAAACGACGGAACGAAUCCGCGCCGUCUCGGAUUCAAGUGAUACCGAUAGCUCCGACGACAAGGGGAAGGCCCCGGCCAAGUCGAGAAAGUCGUCACGCGAGCAGUCGGCUGGGGGCUCGAUGCGGUCGCGUGAGGGACGACGCGCGAGGAGGUCCAUAUCAUUUGAUGUUCCCAGACAUCCGAGGGCAGAGGACGGCUACGGCAGCAAUGGUGAUGAUUCAGAUGCAGCUGCCGCGUCGGAUGCAAGCCCGGACAGAAACUACGCUGUUAUGAAGUCGCAACCUCUCUAG
Molecule: messenger RNA, 1926 nt
Organism: Verticillium nonalfalfae
Lineage: Eukaryota; Fungi; Ascomycota; Sordariomycetes; Glomerellales; Plectosphaerellaceae
Exons: 2
Coding region: 1-1926 (641 amino acids)
Biological process (GO): protein N-linked glycosylation
Cellular component (GO): Golgi membrane
Molecular function (GO): glycosyltransferase activity
Source: RefSeq, a predicted model, not a curated record